GCAUGCGCGUCUGGCUCUUCGCGGUUGCGCCAACUGGUAGAGGAUGUUGCUAGCAGCUUCUGUAGAUGCACAAGCUUUCAAACAACAAUAACAUAAACCAAAUUUGCAUCUCUACUAACCCGGAUUUGAGGAGUAUACGUAAGGAACGCUAUCAGAAACUGUGCAUUGGACCGCGUCACGCCGAAUAUCCUUCAGUUCUUUCGGCUUUGUUGACAAUGGAUGCGCAGAGGUUUGCAGAUCUACAAGGCUACUUUUUGCAGGAGCAGAAGCAAGAAUCAUGGCUGGCCAGCUAGGCCGCAGAUGGAUUUUGUAGCUAACAGCAACAAUCUGUUGGCAUAAAAUACUGUGUGUAGGCUUGGCGAAGCUCAAGCAAAGUGGUGUUGAGAAGUCCGUGUGUCAAUUGUACGCUUGUCGUUUAUUUUUUGGACCACAACACAAGCUAAUGAGACCGUUAGCUUCACAACCUUGACUGCUUUGCGUGUUGCCUUUUGGGUUAGCUCCUUUAGCCAGCUAACGAUAGCUCGCAUCGCUUGGCUAACCACCUCUGGUUACAAACAUUUGAUCAAAGACAUUUAAUACGGGAUUUAUCCUAAUCGGUUUUUCUAGGGAAGGUAUUUGUAUUGCAAAUUCCUUUAGCAACGUCUUCACCUGGAUGAAUGUGGGACAAAAUGGAGACCCCGACGAUUGUGUACGAUUUGGAUACCUCCGGGGGCUUAAUGGAGCAAAUCCAAACACUGCUCGCGCCCCCGAAGUCAGAGGAGAUAGAGAAGAGGAGUCGGAAGUUGGUGAGAGACGUCAGGAGGAGCGGCAGGGCCACCAACCACGACACCUGCGACAGUUGUCGGGAGGGGGGAGACUUGCUGUGCUGUGAUCACUGUCCUGCAGCAUUCCACCUCCAAUGCUGCAAUCCACCUCUCAGUGAAGAAAUGCUUCCACCAGGGGAAUGGAUGUGUCAUCGCUGCAAUGUUCGAAAAAAGAAGAGAGAGCAGAAAACUGAUCAGACCAACGGCCUUCCUGAGAAGUCAUCAUCAAAGCGCUCCGUGUCCCCGGCCAUAGAGCUUGAGCUCAACGCCGGACCCCUGCGGCUAGACGGCCUUCCCCCGGGGGCCGGAGCAGCAGGGCCCGGUCUACGAGUAGCCCAGGUACGCCUCUUGGACCGCAGGACCAGCAGCAGGCCGAGCAGCCGGCCUGGAACGCCAACCUCCAACACCUCGUCCACGCCAACCCCUUCAGAGGAUCAGAACGACGGAGAGGAGGAAGCAGCAGAGCCCGAGGAUGAAGUUCAGGGCUCAGAGCUUGAGGGCACAAUGCUAUCCGCUCCGACUCCACGCCUCCUUAAGAGGCCUUUUCAACUGCUAAUAGCAGCCGCUAUGGAGCGAAACCCUACGCAGUUCCAGUUGCCCAGUGAGCUCACCUGCACCACUGCACUACCAGGAAGCAGUAAACGGAGGAGAAAAGAGGAGCUCUUAGGAAAGCCGUUCAGGAGGCCACAGCAUGAGCUGGAUCCCAAUGGUCUCGUCCCACUACCAGUCAAAGUCUGCUUUUCAUGCAACAGGAGUUGCAGGUUGGCUCCACUGAUCCAGUGUGACUACUGUCCUCUGCUGUUCCACAUGGACUGUCUGAACCCUCCGCUCACAGCUUUACCUGCUGGCAAAUGGAUGUGUCCAAACCAUAUUGAACAUUUAGUGCUGAAUCAGAGAAGCCUGAGCCUGUCCAGUCGCUGUCAGCUGUUUGACCAUUUCCAGGACAGGAUGUCCCAGCACGCAGUCAAGUUGGACUUCCUGCGUAGAGUCCAUCGGCAGAACGCACCCAAUCGGCGCACAAUCCACCACCUCAAUAAGAAGACCAUCAAGGUGCCAGAUGCCAUCAAGUCCCAGUACCAGAAUCCUCCCCUCAUGCUAACUCCAGCGGGGGUGCGCCAGUUGGAGCUGGUCUGUAGCGGUGUGCCUGACCACCAGCCUUCAAAGCAUCCCACGUCAGAGGCUGAGCAGCAGGAGUGGCUUCAGGACGUCAUCGCCCUCCAGUGCAGCAUUAUGCGACACCUAUCCAUCAAACAGAAGGCUGUAUCCUCAAUGACUGCCCUGUCAUCCGCAACGGCAUCAGAGGACCGGGGUUCUGAGAAGAAAACCACUGCUAAAUCAUGCAUAACAUCUGAGGGGAUGAAAACAUUUUUUGAAAGGACUUCUUCCCUGGACCUUUGCUCUGAACCGUGCAGUACACCCAAUGACCCUCAGGGGGGCCCUCUUUCAAGGGACAUGCUUUCAGAGCUGGGUGUCUGUAAGUGCAACACACCUCCAUGUCAAAACUGUAGGAAAUCCAACGGACCUCUAGCAGAGGAGUGUCAGCCCCCCAAAGCCAACGGACCUGUCGACUGUAAUCGUGCCUCAGACUCUUGCAGGCAGGCUGAGCUGCAGCACCGCCUGAAGCCCACAACAAUACCCCCAGUCUCAGCUCUUGCCUCUGGGCUAGUGAACCACAUUGCAGCAGAAACUGUUAAAAAGGAGCCUGAGAGUUCUGCAGUUGCCGGUACUCAGCAAAACUGUCCCAAUGCCCUGACAAUUUGGCCCCAUAGCGACAAGCAGAACCACAGCAGCCAGGCGGAGCUCCAGAGGGAGUUUAUCAAUGAAAACCCCACCUACUCCAUCACCAGCAGUGCCCGCUCAGGCCCAGUGACUAAAGGAAACCAGCAGCUCGACCCAACCAAGCUGGGAUCAGCAUCGCCCACUCCAGACCUAAAAGCUGGUGCUGAAUUAGUAGGCUCACUGCUUCCCAGUGCUCUCUCCUCCAUGGCCAACCUGUCCAGCUGGACAUCCCUGGAGGAUCCAAAAGAUGACGAAAGAGGGAUUGAGCUGGACAAACUGGAUGCAGAGAUGAUCAAGCUCCUGGCCUGGCAGAGGAUCCAACAGCUUUUCCCCCCCAAAGGGUCCACCACUCCGCCUCCCCCGGCCACCAGCGUUUCCCCCAAAAACACAUCACCCUGCCCUGACAGUCAGAAGAAGGUGCAAGCCCGAGCUGUGUUCUACCCUCUGACAGUGAAGGCAGACGCUGUCAACAUGUGCUAUAGGACAUUAUACAUAGGAUCAGGUGCUGACAUGGAUGUGUGCCUUGCAAAUUAUGGUCGUUGCAACUACGUAUCGGGGAAACACGCCUGUAUUUUCUAUGAUGAGAAUACCAAGCAUUAUGAGUUGCUAAACUACAGCGAGCAUGGCACCACAGUUGACAACGUCCUCUACUCGUGUGACUUCUCUGAGAAGGCCUCUCCAUCUCCACCAAGUGGCCUGGUGGCCAAAGUCCAGGGCGUCAUACGUCGCACAAAGAAGCGCGAGGAGGACAGGGGUCAAAGGUCUUUUGCGGGUCCGCUGCCGGUGGGCGGAGUGAUGAACAGCCAGCAUCAGGGCCGCGGCGAGCUGUCAUGCAGCUGCAAGACGAGCAGCUCCAGCUUGAUUGGUGGUAGCGGGGCGGGUUGGGAGGGUACGGCCCUGCUCCAUCAUGGCAGCUACAUCAAACUGGGUUGCCUCCAGUUUGUCUUUAGCAUCACAGAGUUCGCCAGUAAGCAGCCCAAAGAGGAGCAGACCACUGUACUCGCCGUCAGCACCACCACCACCACCACCACCAGCAGUAGCAGCAGCGUGGCCAGUAACACCACCAGCACCACCCCCCCACCCAACACUGCCACAGCGAGCAGCCCCUCCAGCCAGGAUGAGACCGACUUUGAGACUGUCCCUUCCCACCAAGUGCCCGUACUGCGCUCUGACUCUAUUCCAUAACCUACACAGGAAAAUAAACUCCCUCAGUUUGUCUUGUUGCACCUUCCUAGUCACAAUGAAGGGAACGUUGCACAGCCGGUUGGAAAAACUUUCAUUUUUAAUAGUUUAUAUCUUUGCAUGAACUUGAAGUAUUAUUGACAAUCUUCUUUUGUGACUGACCAGUCCCCUUCUGUUCACAGAACAUCAGGACUUUGAGAGAACAUUAUUUACCGAUGCUCGACUUUUCUUUGGCCAUUAUAAUGGUCAUGUAUGGUGUUACAUUAUUUUGGCAGUCAGCCCAUUUAGCACAAACCUUUUAUUUUGUAGUAAUGAAUUCCAUACAUUCUACUUUCUUUUGCUGCUUUUGCACCAUAGGUAGCUAUAUAUGUAUGAAAUCAUACAUGCUUACAUGUAUGUGUGUGUAUAUAUAUAUAUAUAUAUAUAUAUGUAUAUAUAUAUAAUUCAUUGCUUCUCAAUUGGAGAACUGAUGGAUUUCAUCUAGAUUUACCAUUGUUUGGUUUUUAACUGUACAGUUCAUGGAAUUUGUGAUACUGUGUUGAGUACCAGAAGUUUUGUGAUGAAGCUUGUUCUUAGUCUGUACUUUUCGCUGUAGUCAAUCUGUAAAUACCGUAUUUUAGCACUCAUUUUAACAUCUUGUGGUGCUCUGUAUAUAAGCACUCUUUGUCUGUACCUCCUUGCCUGUUCAAACAUGUAAAUACAGAAAGAUUUUCUAAGAACAAACCCAAA
Molecule: messenger RNA, 4493 nt
Organism: Gasterosteus aculeatus aculeatus (three-spined stickleback)
Lineage: Eukaryota; Metazoa; Chordata; Actinopteri; Perciformes; Gasterosteidae
Gene: phf12b
Product: PHD finger protein 12b
Biological process (GO): negative regulation of transcription by RNA polymerase II
Cellular component (GO): Sin3-type complex; nucleus
Molecular function (GO): transcription corepressor activity; protein binding
Source: RefSeq, a predicted model, not a curated record